This is a messenger RNA of Zingiber officinale, 1157 nucleotides long. RefSeq names its product short-chain dehydrogenase TIC 32 B, chloroplastic-like. The record is from RefSeq and is a predicted model, not a curated record. The coding region runs from base 77 to 1030 and encodes 317 amino acids. The transcript is spliced from 8 exons. NCBI's taxonomy places the organism in Eukaryota, Viridiplantae, Streptophyta, Magnoliopsida, Zingiberales, Zingiberaceae.
AAGCCCAGGUUCCCUUCUCUCUAACUCUCUCUCCCUCACACUAAAUCCCUUCCCUUCAAUCUGUAGUUCACCGGGAAUGAGAUACUUCAGCCAAGCCACUGGAAUCCGUGGGCCAAGUGGCUUUGGCUCCCGAUCCACCGCCGAGCAGGUCACUGACGGCAUCGACGCCUUCGGCCGCACAGUCAUCAUCACCGGCGGUAGCAGCGGGAUCGGCGUGGAGACGGCGAGGGUGAUGGCCCUCCAUGGCGCCCAUGUCAUCAUCGGAGCUAGAAAUCUUGAGGCCGCCGACUCCGUCAAGCAAGGCAUCCUCCAGAACACUCCCUCCGCUAAGAUCGACAUCAUCGAGCUUGAACUUAGCUCACAGAAAUCAGUGCGAGCCUUCGCCGGCAAGUUCCUCGCCAUGAACCUUCCCCUCAACAUCUUGAUAAACAAUGCUGGAGUUAUGAACUGCCCUUACAAUCUCUCGGAGGAUGGAAUAGAGUUACAAUUUGCCACAAAUCAUAUCGGUCAUUUUUUGCUGACCAACCUUCUGCUUGACAAAAUGAAGAGCACAGCAGAGGAGACUGGGAUCGAGGGUCGCAUCGUGAUCCUAUCGUCUGCGGCUCAUUUGGUGACAUAUCGAGAAGGGAUUCGAUUCGACAAGAUCAACGACAAGAACACGUACAACAGCCAUUCUGCCUAUGGACAGUCUAAAUUGGCAAACAUAUUGCAUGCUAAGGAGCUAGCCAAACACUUGAAGGAAGAAGGCGCGAACGUUACGGUGAAUGCUGUUAAUCCUGGUCUCAUCAAGACUAACUUGAUGAGACACUCGGUCUUCUACGUUACUAUGUUGAGAGUUCUCCUUUUCGUCUUGUGGAAGAACAUACCUCAGGGAGCUGCUACUUCGUGCUAUGUCGCAUUGCAUCCAAGCUUGAAGGGAGUGAGCGGGGAAUACUUCGCUGAUUGCAACAUCGAAACGCCAACCGCAAAGGGUAGAAAUGAAGAACUAGCAAAAAAGCUCUGGGAGUUGAGUGAAACCCUAAUCAAAUAAAAUUGUCCCUUGUACUAUUUGAUAAGUUGUGUAUUGUAUGUCUUUGAAUGUGCUCAUAUAUAAAAUGUUCCUCUUUGUGUAUGGAUUCGAUUUUAUAGAAUGUCUUAACAAGAGGUAUAUGCAUACA